This is a messenger RNA of Rubroshorea leprosula, 5098 nucleotides long. The record is from the annotation of a GenBank genome assembly. NCBI's taxonomy places the organism in Eukaryota, Viridiplantae, Streptophyta, Magnoliopsida, Malvales, Dipterocarpaceae.
UAGUAAAAGAAUUGCAUGUUUUGCAGGUUGUGUUUUCAAAUUUGGUGGAAUUGAAGUUGUCUGGGAUUAAAAUAAAUCAGUUGUGGAUAACAUCUUCCUACACUGUGACUCCUCAAGAAAUCUUGAAUUUCAGAAAGUUUAAAAGACUACAAAUUUAUGCUUGUAGCAGCUUAGAAUACCUUUUUACCCCUUCUAUGGUAUUAGGUCUUGGGCACCUCGAGAACUUGGAUGUAUCAUCCUGUCAAGAUUUGAAACAAGUGAUUAUGGUAAAAGGAGUUGAGGAGGUAGUGAACACAGAGUUGAUAUUCCCACGGCUAAACUUCAUUUCGCUAGAGAAUUGUGACAAGUUGUCAAGUUUCUAUGCUGGAAGUUCUGCACUCAAGUUCCAAUCGGCCAUAAAAAUUACCAUAGAUGAUUGCCCAACCAUGAUUACAUUUGCUUGUACAUUUUCAACAGAGCAAGAGAAAGAGACAGCUUAUCGAGGAACUAACAGACAUCUUGGAAAGAAAGAACUUGAUAUACGUAGUCAGACUCUAUUCUUUAAUACGGUUGUGUUUUCAAAUUUAGAGGAAUUGGACUUGUCUGGGAUUAAAAUAAAUCAGUUGUGGAUAACAUCUUCCUACACUGUGACUUCUCAAGAAAUCUUGAAUUUCAAAAAGCUUAAAAGACUACGAAUUUCUGAUUGUAGCAGCUUAGAAUACCUUUUUACCCCUUCCAUGGUAUCAGGUCUUGGGCACCUCGAGGACUUGUUUGUAAUUUCUUGUCGAGAUUUGAAACAAGUGAUUAUGGUAAAAGGAGUUGAGGAGGUAGUGAACACAGAGUUGAUAUUCCCACAGCUAAACUCCAUUGAGCUACAAUUUUGUGACAAGUUGUCAAGUUUCUAUGUUGGAAGUUCUGCACUCAAGUUCCAAUCGGCCAUAAAAAUUAAGAUACACAGGUGUCCAAACAUGAUUACAUUUGCUUCUACAUUUUCAACAGAGCAAGAGAAAGAGACAGCUUAUCAAGAAACUGAGGGACACCUUAGAAAGAAAAAACCUGAUAUUCGGAGUCGGACUAUAUUCUUUGAUACGGUUGACAUUCCUCUCUUGGAUGACUUGUAUCUGAACUUCAUUUGUGUACAGAAAAUAUGGCACAGCCAAAUUACAUUAAUGUCCUCAUUUGUUCAAAACUUGAGAAAAUUGACUGUAUGUUUCUGUGAUAAUUUGGAAUAUCUCUUCACAUCAUCGAUGAUUGAAAGUUUUGAGCAACUUGAAGUACUCAAGAUUGGGGGGUGUAAGGAGAUGCAAGUGGUAAUACUGAUAGAAGAAUUGGUAGAAAAAGAAAAGACAAGCCAGACAAUGUUUCCCAAACUAGACAGAUUAGAGCUCCGUUACCUUCCACAACUCGUAAGAUUUUGCUCCAAUUGCAAUUCUUUUGGAGAAGUAUAUGAAGCUCAAGGACUUAGUGGUAGUGGAUCACAAGUAGUUGCAGCCGCACAAUCAAAGUUGGUGGAAACAAAAGUCACUCAGCUUGUAUUUCCUCGAGUAACAUACCUGGAACUUAGUUGUCUACCCAAUUUCAAGGGUUUCUUCCCUAAAAUCCACAUCACAAAAUGGCUAUUGUUGAAAAGAAUGAUUGUGCAACAAUGUGACAAGGUGAAGACAUUUGCCUCAGAAUUUCCAAGCAUUGAAAUAAUGGAUGGAGACAACCAACUUGAAAGGCAAACUCAAGAUCCUAUGUUUUGGAUUGGCAAGACUCUAGAAAUAUCAGAAUGUCAUGGACUUGAAAAUUUAGUGAGUUACUCAACUGCCAAAAGCUUGGAACAGCUGGAAAGAAUGAGCAUAACUGAUUGUGACUUGGUGGAAGAAAUUGUCAAAUGCUUGGAAGAUAAUGUGAAGGAUGUCAUUGUCUUUAGCCAACUCAAGUCUUUGCAACUUCGCGGUCUUCCCAAACUUUCAAGCUUUUGCACAAGGAGGUGUGACUUUGAGUUCCCAUCUUUGAAAGAAGCAAUUGUGAUAGGAUGUCCACAGAUGAAAUAUUUUUCCAUGGGAAAGACAAUAACAAAAGAAUUACAAAAUGUUCAAUGGACAAAUGAUGAAGAGAAAAGACACUGGGCAGGCGAUCUUGACAGCACAAUACAGGACUUAUUCACUCAAAAGACAAGGAAUAGGAGCACUUACAGUAAGGGGAUUAGAAGAAGAGCUUACAAGGUUGGAUACUUUGGGUUUGAAAGUUUGACACUCUCCGAGUCUUCUGAGUUAAUUCAAAUUUGGAAAAAGAAUUCGGAAGAAUUAAUAUUACCUUUCAAAAAGCUUCAAUCUCUAGAAGUUAACAAUUGUAGCAGCUUGAGCUACCUUCUAACCCCCUCCAUGGUAUUGCGCCUUGGGCAACUCAAGAACUUGAAGAUAAAAGACUGUGCAGCAAUAGAACAAGUGAUCAUGGAUACAAGAGUUGGAGAGGUAGUUGAAUCUGACUCAAUACUUUUCCCACAACUAGAGUCCAUUUCAUUAGAGUCUUGCUCCAAGUUGUCAAGUUUCUAUGUGGGAAGUAAGACCCUCAAGUUUCCAAUGCUGGAGAAAAUUAUUGUAAAGGAUUGUCUAAAGAUGGUUAGAUUCACUUUUAAAUUUUCAAGUGAGCAAGAGAAAGAGACAACUGAUGGAAGAAGUGAGGAAUUGCUUGUCAAUAAAGAACCUAAUAUCUUCAUUGAGCUUAAAAAACUCGGGAUUAGUGGAUGUGAGAUGAUGGAAGUGGUAAUAUUGACAGAAGGGACAGUGGAAGAAGAAAAGAUUUGCCAGACAGUGUUCCCCAAACUAGAGACCUUGAUACUUAAUGACCUACCCCAACUUGCAACAUUUUGCUCCAAUUGUGAUUCUCUAGGAAAAAUUUCUGACUCUGAAAGAGUCAAUUUUGAUACCAGAUCACAAAAACUGCUAGCCACGCAAUCGACUUUGGUGGAAACAGAGGCCACCGAGCUUGUAUUUUCUCAAGUGACAGUGCUGAUACUUAGGCUCUUACCGAAAUUCAAGAGUUUCUUCCCUCAAACGCACAUCACAGAAUGGCCAUCAUUGGAAGGUUUAGUUGUGAUCGACUAUCAUGGAGCACAAAUAGUUGCUUCAAGAACUGAGAUGACACAUAGAGACAGCCAACUUGAAAGGGAAUCUCAACAUCUCAUGUUUUGGAUUAGCAAGGCUACAUUUCCUAGUCUAAAAAGCCUGGUUGUGAAAUGGAAUGACAACAUGAAGAUACAGUGUGGACAUCAUCCAGAGGAGUAUUUUGGUAAACUAAAGGUUCUGCACCUCCUUGGCUUUCCAAAGCAAUUGGCUUUUCUUCCUCCUUUCUUCUUCCACUCCCUGCCCAAUCUCGAAAGCCUUCUUCUGAAGGAUGCUUUCUUCGAUGAACUAUUCCAAUGUGAAGAAGUUACUGGUGAGGAAAAACCUGUGCGUGGACGCACUCCAUUAAGAAAAUUAAGAUUGUCCAAACUUCAUGAGUUAACACAUCUUUGGAAGGAAGAAUCCCAACUUGAAGUAGACAUUCUCAGAAACCUAGAAACUCUAAAGGUGCAGGAAUGUAGCAGAUUGAAGAAUUUAGUUCCUUCCACUGUAUAUUUCAACAAUUUGCAGACUCUAGUGGUAUCUGAGUGUCAUGGACUUGUCAAUUUAGUGAGAUACUCAACAGCGAAAAGCUUGGGGCAGCUCCGAGGAAUGAAAGUAGCCGAUUGUGAGAUGAUAGAAGAAAUUGUCGUAUGUUUGGGUGAUGCUGUGAACGAUGGCAUUGUUUUCACUGAAUUGGAGUGUUUGCAACUUAAAGGUUUACCAAGACUAGCAAGCUUCUGCUCAGGGGACUGCAACUUUAAAUUCGCAGCUUUGGUAACGGUAAUUGUUACAGAGUGUCCAAAUAUGCAGAUUUUCUCAAAGGGAAAACUAAGCACACCAUGGCUACAAGAAGUGAAAUUGACAGGAGAUAUAGAUGAAGAUAUGGAUGAAGAUAUGGAUGAAGAUAUGGAUGAAGAUAAAGAGAAAAAAAUAGAUGAUAUUUUUAAUAAAGAUGAAGAUGAAGAUGAAGAUGAAGCUGUAGAAGAGGAUGAAGUUGAAGAUGAAAGAAGUUGGGAGGGUAAUCUUAACAGCACUAUACAACAAUUGUUUACGGACAAGAGUGCUCGCAAUUGUAAAGACGGCAAUGGAGAAAACAGUGAUCAUGAUGCUAAAGAAAAUGAUCGUAAUUAAUGGCUAUGAACAAGAUUGGGAUUUUAGGUGAUGUUUCUCUAUCUAAGUAUUAUUCAUGGUCAUUGUGAACAAACAUGGUCUUGUGUUUAUAUAUAAUUGGCAUCUUAGGCAGUAUCUUAGAAAUUUUUCUUUACAAACAUAUCAUAUCUUUCUAUCUAUCCCAAAAAAUAAUAAUAAUAAUAAUAAUAAAAUCCUAUAUUUCUCACCGCAUAUAUGAGAACCCACGUACUAUUCUUUUUGCUUGAAUGUUUCUUGUUAAGAAAGAAAAAAUAAUAAUAAUACAACAAUUUGUUAUCUAUGUGUUAGGCCCAUUCUUGCUUUCUACACCAUUAAUUAAUUUUUGUUGUUUUUAUGGCUACAGAGUACUGAAUCAAUAUUUUGAAGAAAGCAUUGGUCAUUAUUCUAAAAAAGAUAAUGCUAAUGGUGCUAAAUAUAGAUGUUGCAGUCUAUAUUUUAUCUCUUAUAAUCAUCUACAUGUAUUGAUGAAGAUUUUAUUUUUUUCCUUGCAGGUUUUAAUGGUGCACUCACAAGAAGCUAGAUUUUUGUAUUACAAGUUCCCACAUUGCUUUGGCAUUCAAAAGAAUCUUUCAAUUUUUAAAAUUUGUGUGUGACAUGAUUAUGAAGUAGUUAAUUGUGAAAACCACUAGAGACCAUUUCAUUUUAUUUUUCUUCUUGUGCUUUUUUUAUUGUGUGAAAGAGAGCAAUUGAAUUUGUGUUGUAUCUCUAUUCAAAAAAGAGAUGGGAUUUGUGAACUAAUUGUGUCUAUCCAUCUUAAUUCACAUUUAAAUGGUAUUUAUCAUCAGUCAUGUGAUUUGCUAGUUGAAUUAUUUGUACUCUUAGCUAUAGAUUAAGUCCCUUGUUUCUAUGUACCAAAAAAAUAAAAAUUUAAAUGGUAU